Messenger RNA from Ilex paraguariensis (yerba mate), 1251 nucleotides. Lineage: Eukaryota; Viridiplantae; Streptophyta; Magnoliopsida; Aquifoliales; Aquifoliaceae. The record is from the annotation of a GenBank genome assembly.
AUGGCAGAUGAAUUCAGGAGUGGUGUAUGUGGAGGAAGUUGGUUCAACCCGUUGAGAACCACGUUCGGGUCAUCGCCUUGUUCUUCUUCCAUAGGAGAGAUAGGAAGCUUUGGAUGGUCAUCAAGUGACUUGGUAGACAUGAAAGUAAUUAGGUCUUGUAAUGAGUCUGGUCCAGUUUCUGAUGGGUCUGUACUCUUUCAGGAUAUGCAAAAGUCUCAGCAGUCGAGCCCGAUCGGCUGCGAUGGCAACAUCGCCUUGAAUUCGACUAUUGAGAUGAUGAGUAUUGGCCUUUCAUCAUCAAUAGCAGCAGACUGGAACCAGCCUUUACUUGGUGGUGGAAGAAUAGAGAACAAUUAUCAUCCCAUGUCGCAAGAAGACCUAAAUUCAAGCUUGAAUUAUCAUGAAGAAACUGGGGAGGACUGCCCUCAGAUCCAAAAGGCCUUUGAACCGAUGAAUGGGGGUUUUUCUUUAGACCAACAACAGCCCUUAAAUUCCAUCACAAGCCCUGUUGAAAAUUCAGCAACUUGUCGAGGCUUAUCUACAAGCUUUCCAUUGAGUUCAACUUCAUAUGGUUACCCUUCAACUAUGCUGCAAACAAUAUUUGAUACAGAUUCUCAACCACAAGAGUCUUUUUUUCGACAACCACCUUCUUUGCCAAAGCAGCAACUUUCUAGUCAUUUGCAGUCCUCCAACACCACAAACUUUUGGAAUAAUGCCUCAGCUUCAGCUUUAAACGAUAUUCGGGCCAACCUUUUAGCUUCAACACAAUCUCAUCUUCUCACAUCAACGUUUAACCUUAGUGCAAAGCUUCAUAAUGAAGACUUCCAAGAACCAGGCUCCGUGUCAACGAAAACUAGCAGUGAGCCUGCUUUCAAAAGACCGCGAAUUGAAACACCGUCGCCAUUACCAACUUUCAAGGUCCGAAAAGAGAAGCUAGGGGACCGAAUAACUGCUCUACAGCAAUUGGUUUCACCUUUCGGAAAGACUGAUACUGCAUCGGUUCUCCAUGAAGCUAUAGAGUACAUCAAGUUCCUCCAUGAUCAAGUUGGUGUUUUAAGUACACCAUACAUUAAAAAUGGAGCUGCAGUUCAACGUCAACAGAUUCCUGAUAAAAUGAAGGACCAAGAGGAGCCAAAGCAAGACUUAAGAAGCCGAGGGCUUUGCCUCGUGCCAAUAUCGAGCACUUUCCCAGUUGCCACCGAGACUACAGCUGAUUUCUGGACACCAACAUUCGGAGGAACAUUCAGGUAG